UGCGCCUCGUUUAUUUGCGUUGAUUGAUCUCUUCAGCCCUGGGAAAUCAACGCGGCUAGACACAAAUCGUUAGCUGUCUGCAUUUUGUCCGCUUUUACGUUCUUUUCCUUCUUGCAGAGCUGAGAAGAGGUUGACCAUGUCGGAAGCCAAGAAAGCCCGCACAGAGAAGAGAGGUUUCUUGGAGCGAUUGGCAGCUGGUGAGGUUAUUAUUGGAGAUGGCGGUUAUGUGUUUGCACUGGAGAAGCGUGGCUAUGUGAAGGCUGGACCAUGGACCCCAGAAGCUACUGUAGAAUACCCAGAAGCAGUACGUCAGCUGGCCCGUGAGUUUUUGAGGGCAGGUAGUGAUGUUAUGCAAGCAUUCACCUUCUACGGCAGUGACGACAAGCUAGAGAACCGUGGCAACGUGUCCCAAAAGAAACACUCAGGAUCUGCUGUCAACGACGAGGCUUGUAAGAUCGCCCAAGAGGUUGCCAACGAGGGUAACGCCUUGGUAACCGGAGGCGUCUCCCAGACACCCAACUACCUCUCAGGAAGCGGCAAAGAGGCUGUUCAAGAGCAGUUCCGCAAGCAGGCAGAGGUCUUCAUCAAGAACGACGUGGACUUCCUCCUUGCUGAGUAUUUUGAGCAUGUAGAGGAAGCAGUGUGGGCCGUUGAAGAGCUAAAGAAGACCAACAAGCCAGUGGCAGCCUCUCUGUGCAUUGGCCCUGAGGGAGAUCUCCAUGGCGUCUCAGCCGGUGACUGUGCCGUCAAGUUGGCUAAAGCAGGUGCGGAUGUCGUUGGCCUGAAUUGUCACUUUGGGCCUGAUGAGACUCUGCAGGCCAUCCGCUUGAUGAAGGCUGCCCUCGAUAAGGAAGGCCUGAAGCCUUACUUGAUGACACAACCCCUGGGCUUCAAGACUCCUGAUUGCAACAAGCAAGGAUUCAUUGAUCUACCAGAGUUCCCAUUCGGUCUGGAACCCCGCAUUGUGACCCGCUGGGAUUGCCACAAGUACGCCCGCGAGGCCUACGAAAUUGGUGUACGUUACAUUGGAGCCUGCUGCGGCAUGGAACCCUACCAUGUCCGUGCUAUCGCUGAGGAGCUGUCUGAAGAGAGAGGUUGCCUACCUCCAGGAUCAGAGAAGCACGGUCUAUGGGGAGAUGGUCUGCGCCAGCACACCAAGCCAUGGGUUAGAGCGAGAGCUCGCCGUGAUUACUGGGAGAAUCUGAAGCCCGCAAGUGGGCGCCCAGAGUGCCCUCAGGUGUCCAAACCAGACAGUUGGGGCGUGACCCAGGGCGACAAGGAUCUGCUCCAGAAGACGGAGGAAACUACCGACGCUGAACUUAAAGAUCUAUUCAAGAAGUAGGAGAGAGAGUUGAAAUAUCAUGAAAGCCACUGGUGGGGAAAGACAAGCAACCAGUAAAAUGGCAUGUAUUCAGUGAAGAAAUUGUUAAAUAGUUUGACUGCAAGUAGAAUGUUUUUAGAUUUGUUUGUAGUUUUUUCUUUUUUUCUUAAUAGGUCAUUUCCAAACAUUUCUUUUUGAAACAAACGCGUUCGAUUUACCCAAGAAAAAGAUUGACUUUGUUUUGAAAAGGAAUGUUUCUACUUUUGCCUUGUCUACUUUACUAACCCUCAUGAUUAACACAAAAUGAAGUUUAAAAUUGUAAAUUUCAUUUCCAAAAAACUAAACUCAAUUAUAUUUGUCCAAGACAGAAUCAUGUAACAGACAUUCCUAAUAUACAAAACUUUAUACGUGUAUACAAGAGAUAGAUACUUUAAAAGAUAUCCCAUCUGGAAAUUUAUAUUUUAUUUUGGACUGAGCAGGGUGUGCCGUGAAAAGUUUUUUUUAUUGUUAACAAGGGUGUAAACAAUUCAAACCAAAAUACUUGUUUGUGAACCGAAAGAAAAUGUGUGUGUGUAAAAACAAAAGUAAAACAACUUUGAGCUCUCUGUGUCUCAAACCAGCAACUUUUAUUUCAUUUAAAUGAAAUAUAAAAAGGAGUAGAUGUAAAAAAACAAUCAUAAUUGUUUUACACAUCCUUUCCUCUGAAAUGAAGGACUUAACUUUAAAAGUGCCUUAACAUAAAACUGUAAUAAUAGAGUGAAAUUUCAGCGGCAGCUUAAUAUAUUGCAUUGCUCUGGCCGUCAUAUUGCCCUUUUUUAUUCUUGUAAAGUACAUCCCUUUAUUUUUCUAUUCCGUUGAAAUACAUUCUUCUUAUUUUGUUGAAAUACAUUCUUCUUAUUUUGUUGAAAACAUCAGUUUAACAAGUUAUGACACUUAUUUUACAGUUCAAAAAGGUUUGUGUUUGAAUUGGUGGCUACGGCUGGAGUAUAGAAAGCAUAUCAAUGGCCGAGUCGUAGCCACCAAUUUUGGAUACGGCCUUAGAACCAAGAGUUUGACAAGAUCUUUGAUAGUUCCCUCAUGGACUGGUGGAAUAUUACUUGACUCUUUUACCUUUUAUGAUUACUCGACUCUUACCUUUUAUGAUUGCAAUCAUUGGAUUCGGUAGCACAAUAAUCAAAACAAGCAACAUCCGAGUUUCGCUAUUGGCCACACAUCAUAUGAUUUCUUCUUGAUUAUUAACAAGUGAUUGUUGCAUUUCUCGCAUUUUUAAAGUUUUGUUUUUGUUAAUUUUGUUUUUUCCAGGGAUUAUGAUCUUUAGUUUAUGGUUACAAUGUAGACUGGUAAUAUGAGAAAGUCACAAAAUAAAUACAGCAAUGUGUCUGUUAACUUCCAGCAAAGAUAAAA
Molecule: messenger RNA, 2725 nt
Organism: Asterias rubens (European starfish)
Lineage: Eukaryota; Metazoa; Echinodermata; Asteroidea; Forcipulatida; Asteriidae
Product: betaine--homocysteine S-methyltransferase 1-like
Exons: 8
Coding region: 137-1342 (401 amino acids)
Molecular function (GO): betaine-homocysteine S-methyltransferase activity; zinc ion binding
Source: RefSeq, a predicted model, not a curated record